AUGAACCAACGAAGCGAAGCUUCAGAGUAUGAUCCAUUCCCAAGAAAACGAUACCUGCGUAGACAAUGGAAGUUAUUCAAGCCGCAUCUCCAGCGAUCGGAUUCUUUGCCUGAUUUUUCUCUGAUUCCGAACGCCCACCCGCUAUUUACUUGCAAGCACUGCAAUUUCUCAAAUGUAAUUGUCGACUUGUGUCUCUGGUGUCCUCUCGCGAGCGCAGAGGUGGAGAAGGAUGAUUUAGAUAUCCAAUUUAGGAGGCGUCGGGUCAGCGCUCCCGCUUUUAUGUUGUACUGGCAGCCUAUUCGCCCCAGGAUCAGCAAUCGAACACUCCGCCUGACGCCUUCGAUAGCUACGGCACGAACUCUGCACAAAAGCUCCGAUUCAUCUUAUCCUACCAAUUCCGAAAUAAAGAUUUCGGUGGCAAAUGAUACAAGUCUUUCUUAUUCAUUUGGACCACCACCACCUGUUGAAGAAUAUGUGAAUAUAGAUGGCUUAGUGUUGCAACGACGAGAUAGCAUAGUUGCCAGUCUAGGUUGCGGCGUCGUCACAGCAACUGUCCGACCUGAAGCGCAGCCCACUUUCGUCGCCAGUUCGUUGAUCACUUCACGCGAAGUUGACCCGAACGUCUCGUGCUUCCAGCCUCAAUCGGGCGCAACUUCCGGUAAAGCGGGUGUACAUGUCGACCAAUCUAGUUCUUCGAAACAUUCAGCGGCGAAAUUCAUUCGUGCAAAUCCUCACGUCGAUAUGUCUCCUAAACCCCCUCUUCGGCGAAAAAAGAGCCAUCUCAUAUUGCACAUGUCUACACCUCCAUCACAGAGCAAGAACACAUUGACAGUUCCGCCUGGACGACAACGCCCACAUUCUCAACCCGCAGUCUCUUUCUCCACUGCCUCUGCUUCUCAAUCAGUACUGUUACCCAUCACAGAUCUUAACCACCACAUGUGGGCUCAGCCUCGAACCCAAGCAGACUUGCAUCAGCUUCAGCUCGGACAUCCGAAUCGGCCAUAUUACACUGCCCUUCGGAAAAACAUGUCUCCACCGAGCAUGCCACUUCAUUUCGCUUCUCCAUCUCCUCAAUCAGCUGAAAGACCGUUAUCACCCUCACCCUCAUUGAGGCUCUCUCAGACAUCUUCACCAGCGUUUCAACCUCCUUACCCGGCGUCAUUCUGUGAUGACAGCCAUGAAUUUUCCAUAGCCGAAUUCUCGCAGUUUUCACCACUUGGCGCGACGACGAGUACUCCCUUUAGGCCUUUUGGAGUUGUACCAUCUUCGCCGUCUGCGCAUGACUUUUCACCUCCCAGUAGGAGAUCAUCAUUGGCGUUAUCGGGGUUCCGAUUACCGUCGAUAAAGGGCAAGUUUCGUCGUAAUAGUGAGACCGCGUUUUCGAAAUCCGAUGAAAUGAAGAUUCGGCUUGCCUUGGCUAGGAAGGUGGGCGGUGAGACGGGUGUGGGAGGUGGUGAUGAGGGAUAUGUGUAUCGUGGAGGCAUGACAAAUGUCAAGAUGCAUAUGCGAAGGUUGAGUAGAGGGUUGAAAGAUUUUGUCAUGAUCAACCAAAGGUCGUAG
Molecule: messenger RNA, 1560 nt
Organism: Lentinula edodes (shiitake mushroom)
Lineage: Eukaryota; Fungi; Basidiomycota; Agaricomycetes; Agaricales; Omphalotaceae
Exons: 3
Coding region: 1-1560 (519 amino acids)
Source: RefSeq, a predicted model, not a curated record